AUGUCGUCGCGAGCGGGCUCGUCAUUGUCGCCAUUGGUUCUCGGGGCCAAAUUGUGCGAUGCUUACGCUGGUAAGGCAUCGCGGUCUCGGCCGGCCGCAAAGAUUGCUUGCGCCUUUUCAACAACGCCCCUCCAGUCCAGAAGGACCAAGGACCAGCAUGAGAUGCACGACUGGCUCAGGUUUGGCAAGGGUUCCCAAUUCCGGGAUGCUCCUAGGCAGGGCCCAAUGUACUUGACCUUGAACGAGGAUCAGCCGUUCCCGAUGAACCCGUUCUUCAGGAGUCAACCCGUGCUGAGCGAAGAGUUGAGGGAAGAAGUCUUCACAAGGGUCAAAAACAAGAAGGAGUCGCUGAAGCUUGUUUCGGCUGAGCUUGGUAUCGAUGUUCGCCGCGUCGCUGCCGUAGUGCGGAUGAAGGAGAUCGAAAAGCAGUGGGAAGCCGAGUCUGCUGACUUGAGCAUAAUUCCUCAGCGCAAACCAUUUGCUCGACCUUACGCAAAAGCCAUCAUGGCCAUGCUUCCCCAGACUCAUUUGUCGAAGGAUCCGCGAGGCAUUCAGAAGCCUCACGAGCCUGUAAAUGAGAUCCAUGUCCACAAGCUUACGAUGCAACAACUUUUCGUACCCGUGUCAGAGUCUCGACAAUUCAAUAGAGAAGAUGCUGCAAAGGCCUUCCAUAGAAACAUGCUUUCGAUUGACGAACGCUCACCACACAAGGAGCUCAUUAACAUGCGAAAGGCAGCUGCCAAUGGCGGCGACAGAGCAGAGCUGACCAAGAAGUUCCGCGCAGAGACUAGGGCGCAAGAGGACAGGCUGAUUGAGAGAGAGCGCAAGCGCCUGGAAAAGGCCGAAGAGGAGACGACACGUGUUGAUACCGGUCGUUUCGAGUUCAGAUUCAAAGAGAUGAAUGUGGAAAGCGUCGGCAAAGACGGCCGUAGCAGGAGGGGAGUCGGCUGGAGAUACGGCGUCCCCUUCUAUGAUCGUAGGAAGGGCGAGACGAAGAUUCCCACGGUGGUACCUUGA
Colletotrichum orchidophilum is the source of this 1017-nucleotide messenger RNA. RefSeq lists its product as uncharacterized. The coding region runs from base 1 to 1017 and encodes 338 amino acids. Lineage: Eukaryota; Fungi; Ascomycota; Sordariomycetes; Glomerellales; Glomerellaceae. The record is from RefSeq and is a predicted model, not a curated record. The transcript has 2 exons. Gene Ontology annotation, molecular function: structural constituent of ribosome. Gene Ontology annotation, biological process: mitochondrial translation. Gene Ontology annotation, cellular component: mitochondrial small ribosomal subunit.